UCGUUGGCCCCAAACACCAGCCUUGAAGCACGCACGGCACCCAGCACCAUCGUACUGCCAUGCACUGCACCGCAACGCAACGCAACGCAAAGUACCGCGCUACAUUCGCUCCAGUGCCCUGCACUAUCCUAUCCUUUCCUGCCUAAGUUGCAGCAUUAUUUUCCGGCCAUGAUCUCGCAUCGAUCGGCGGAUGCACGAUCAAACGUCCACCCUGGUUUUGUUCCCAUGUAUUCGUACAGGAGGAAAGUACUCUAGACCAGAUCAUGACCUUGUGAUAUGCCGGCACCUUCUCGGAACAGCCUCCCAUGCCUAUCCCUUGAUAUGCAGAUCACAUGUGCAUGAGUCCGGACCGGAGCCUAAUCCAGGUGUUGGACCAGAGAUCCGCAUCUUGACUUUUGACAAUCAAUGCCCAUUAUUAUUAUCCACGUUUCUGGACAAUUAUUUUAUUUCACACAUUGUUGAUUUCCUACUCGACCAUCACACAAGUGUGGGGAAUCCGCCCUUCAUGCCCAACAUCCUUCCACUGGUAAUCUUCGGGUCGCCAAACUUUUUGAAACAGAGAUACGUACUUGCAAUCUUCUUGUUCAGUCAUUUCGCAAGAACGCCAUUCCUCUCUCUCAUUGUUGUUCAAUAAUCCCUCCCUCUUCCGCUUCCCACCUCGCCAGCACUUCGGAAGAAUCGAACAAGCGAGGAUGACUGGCACCGAGAACGCGCUGCCAACAUUGUACGAGUACACAUAUGCUCGUAAGGUGUGUCACUGCGUCCGCCCCCCUUGAUUCCAGGACGUCCGCGCCAGAGUGGCCACGCUGGUCCGCAUGUCUGGUAGUCGGCUCCCAGCGUCUACGAAAGGGCUUCCAUCACUAUGUAUUUGCAUAAUAAAUUCCUGUUC
Molecule: messenger RNA, 889 nt
Organism: Exophiala mesophila
Lineage: Eukaryota; Fungi; Ascomycota; Eurotiomycetes; Chaetothyriales; Herpotrichiellaceae
Exons: 2
Coding region: 191-634 (147 amino acids)
Source: RefSeq, a predicted model, not a curated record